Molecule: messenger RNA, 1059 nt
Organism: Ciona intestinalis (vase tunicate)
Lineage: Eukaryota; Metazoa; Chordata; Ascidiacea; Phlebobranchia; Cionidae
Product: cornifelin homolog
Source: RefSeq, a predicted model, not a curated record
CAUUUUUUAUACGCUGGAAACUGCAAUCCGAGGAAAGCGCUUAUUCGUUACCGGGGUCACGUGAUAUUAAGAUAACGCGCACAUACUGUUGAUAUUUGGGUAAUGAUAAACCAAGUCACGGGUUGUACAUUGCUACCACGGGUUAUUUUCUCCGUCAGGUCUGGCAAAGAGCCUGCCCAAUUAAACUGAUUUCUUGCUCGAGAGUCCAGAGAGUAUAGAGAAACCAAUACGUGGGCGAAAUCUCUAUUUAUAGCAUUUGUAAUAAGACGUAUUGGUGAGUUGUUCACCACAGUUCAAGAAUACUAGUUUUUGUUUACAACUUAGUUUACGUUAGCCUUUGAUUGCUUGAAAUACUCAGUUUAUACUUUCCAGUUUUUAGUCCGUUUUGUAAGUUUUUCCAGAGUUCAUUUAAAUCUUUCAGCGUCAUGGCACAGCAAAGCAAUGUUAAAUCCCCUUUAUUGGAUAACCAAUACGACAAUACGUACGCGGCGACAGCACCGCCGUCUUACAACGCACAACCACCGCAAGUUCAGCAACAUAUUCAGUAUCAACCAAUGCCAAUACAGAACCAGCCAUACAGCUCGACCACUACUAGUGUUGUGGUAACUCACCAGCCCUCGGGUCGAGUAUGGAGAUCUGGGAUCUGCGACUGUUACAAAAACUGCGGCGUGUGCAUGUGUGUGUAUUGUUUCCAGCCAUGUUACACCGUCGGUCUCGCAAAGAGGAUGGGUGAAAGUUGUUGUGUAGGAAUGCUUACGCCUGGAAUGUCAGCUCUGCGAACAAAGUUCCGAAUGACCCAUGGCAUUCAGGGCACAGUGCUUGAGGAUGCUUGCGUGUCGAUGUUCUGUUCUCCGUGUGCGGCUUGUCAGCUUGGCAACGAAAUGGCAGCUGAAAAUUACCCAACCAAUAGUUGUGCACCGUGUUAAGUUGGGUAUAAACGUUCACCAAGCGUCAGUGUUGCUGUUAUACUCUUAUUAAUGUAUUUUAUCUGAUUCAAUUUGCAUUGUUCCAAUCAUAAACAAUGUAUAUAAUAUGCCGAAAUAAAACUCAUAUAGUUCC